This is a messenger RNA of Magallana angulata, 1326 nucleotides long. RefSeq names its product coadhesin-like. The transcript is spliced from 6 exons. The record is from RefSeq and is a predicted model, not a curated record. Bases 147 to 1091 code for a protein of 314 amino acids. Lineage: Eukaryota; Metazoa; Mollusca; Bivalvia; Ostreida; Ostreidae.
AGCCAUAGGGAAGGAUUUAUCUUUAAUGUCACAACUUUGAUGCGUAAACAAUCCCACUGUAUAGGUUGCAUCCGUUCACCCGGUACAUCAGAACUACAGGUAUAUAUCUGGAUUUGUCCCCUGGCUCAACUACUCAAACUUUAAAGAUGAUGUAUCAACAGUUAUUCAAAACUAUGCCUGCUCUGUUUUUGUUCUGUUAUGUCGUGAAGACAGCUUUCAUUUGUCCGAAAUCAGAUUGGAAUAAUUAUAUGUCGGGGAAAAAACUCCAAGAGUUUCCAAUCAAAAUAUUUGAUACCAUGGGUUUGAAUUCCUGUUACAAGGAAUGCAAGGCACACGGAAAAUGUCUUUCCAUCAAUUUUAACCGGAAAUUAUUUGUCUGUGAGUUACUCAGCGAGAAAAAAAGUGAGAGCAAACCCCUGACAGACGACCAGGAUUCUGUUUAUUUGGAGAUAACAGAUAUUAUUGAGAAGGCGUGUGAUGGAGGGCCGUGUAAUAACUAUUCUACAUGUAUCCGGACAUCGUUAAACAACAGCCUAUGCAUUGCCACAGAUUGUUCUGAGGUCUACCCAGACUUAGAAGACGGCGCCAUCGCUGACCGUACCUUUACUCCUAUAUCGGCUACUUAUGGUUGCAAUGUCGGCUUCACUGGAGUUGGGUCCGUAAACACGGUUACCUGUAUCCCCGGUGGGAAAUGGUCAUCUUUAUCUUACAGGUGUGAACCACCAGUGCAUGGGGGCUGGGGCAGUUGGGGAAGCUGGGGAUACUGUCCAGUAACUUGCGGGGGCGGCACGAGGUACCGAUAUCGCUCUUGUAACAACCCCACGCCUAUGUAUGGAGGAAACAGCUGCUACGGAAGUUCCUCAGACUCAGUAUACUGUAAUACGAACGGCUGCCCGGUAAACGGUGGAUGGGGGUAUUGGAGUGGCUGGUCCUCGUGUACUAAAACCUGUGACACGGGUUCAAAGUCCCGGAGCAGGAGUUGUAACAAUCCCUACCCAGCGUAUGGGGGUGCAGGGUGCAGCGGAGCACCGUCACAAUCCUCAGACUGCAACACCGACGGCUGUCCGGGGUGGUUAUUUGGUCGGCGAUAGAAGUAAAUACAUCAUGGUCUCUACAGGAGAGACUGGAAUAUGUUGGUUAUAACAUCAGGGUAUAAUAUUCAUUUUUACCAAUGAGAAAUCAAGGAAACACUCAGACUCUUCGAACGUAUGAUAAUCAAUUAAACGGAGACUAUCAACCUAUUUGAACUCUAACGGAAACUGGCACGUGUAGCAUUGUUACUUACAUAAAGUGUUGUAAUGAACGUGUAAAUAAAAUUAAAUUGAA